Rhodotorula graminis WP1 is the source of this 933-nucleotide messenger RNA. RefSeq lists its product as uncharacterized. The transcript is spliced from 5 exons. Gene Ontology annotation, molecular function: hydrolase activity, acting on ester bonds. The record is from RefSeq and is a predicted model, not a curated record. NCBI's taxonomy places the organism in Eukaryota, Fungi, Basidiomycota, Microbotryomycetes, Sporidiobolales, Sporidiobolaceae. Bases 1 to 882 code for a protein of 293 amino acids.
AUGUCGUCCACCCCGCCUUCCGGUACCAGCUCGCGCCAGAGCACCCGCUCUAGCCGCACCCCGCACGAGGACAAGCUCGUCCUCCCCUUGCACGACGACCUCAAGGACUCGGACCCACAUCUCGAGCUCGUCGACACGCACUGCCACAUCCACUCGACGUUCCAGACCUACAAGGACAAGUACCCGGACGGCAAGCUCGCAGAUAUCCGCACCUUCGUCUCGGCGCUCCUCCAGGCCGACGGCUCGAACAAGCUCGCGGCCUGCGUCGACGUGUACUGCGAGGGCAGCGACAUGGACCACUGGGCGUCGACUUUGGCCGCCCUGUCCGACUUUCCCGACCUCGACUACCGCUUUGUCGCCGGCGCGCACCCGCACGAGGCUAAGAACUACUCAGACGAGCUCGAGCGCAAGUUCCUCGAGGCGCACAAGCAUCCUCGAUGCGUCGGGUGGGGCGAGAUCGGGCUCGACUACCACUACGACAACUCGCCUCGAGACGUCCAACAGGAGGUGCUCAGGCGGCAGCUGCGCACGGCGCUCGCGUCGGACAAGAACAAGGCGAUCACGAUCCACACGCGCGAGGCCGACGACGACAUCGUCGUGCGCAACCUCGGCGCGACGUGCAGCCCAUCCGACCCGUCGGGCCUGCGCAUCCUGUUCGAGACGGACGCGCCGUACAUGCCGCCGGCCAACAUGGCCAACAAACAGCUCGGCAUGACGAGCAAGCAGCGGUUCCCGUUCGCGCACGGCGGCGUCCUGCCCUGGACGGCCGAGUUUGUCGUCAAGGUGCUCAACGAGGGCAAGGGCGACGACGACGACAAGUGGACGACGGUCGGCGUGCUCAAGCAGGCGAGGGAGAACGCGCGGCGGUGUUACGGCGUGUAGCGCUCGACGCAGAGCAGCAGUGCAACGGCGCGAGUGCGACGUCUGUUCGUG